Molecule: messenger RNA, 411 nt
Organism: Trichoderma virens Gv29-8
Lineage: Eukaryota; Fungi; Ascomycota; Sordariomycetes; Hypocreales; Hypocreaceae
Exons: 1
Coding region: 1-411 (136 amino acids)
Source: RefSeq, a predicted model, not a curated record
AUGUCAACGUCUACAGAUACCCCCUUAACGUUGUUCUGGUCUCCUGGAGCUUGCUCUUUUGUACCUCACGUUGCAUUAUGCGAAACCGGGCUCAAAUUCGAUCUAGUUCUUGCUAAAGUCGGACACAGGACAAAAGAAUUUGAAGCCAUCAACCCAAAGCGCCGUGUACCAGUCCUGGUUAUGAAUAAUGAGAUCAUUACAGAGAUGGCAGCCGUCCUCACUGCCAUCGCAACUGCUGCACCAGAAGCACACAUCUUUGGCCAAACUCCCCUUGAGAAAAUUCAUGUAUAUGAAUGGCUCAACUAUCUGUCAACUACAGCACAUGGACAAAUUAUUGCAGAAAUCUGGAGAACCGAGAGGUUCACGAAUAACAAGGAGAUAUAUCCUCAGCUUCGAGCAAAGGGCUAUUAG